Molecule: messenger RNA, 1901 nt
Organism: Brassica napus (rape)
Lineage: Eukaryota; Viridiplantae; Streptophyta; Magnoliopsida; Brassicales; Brassicaceae
Exons: 1
Coding region: 1214-1651 (145 amino acids)
Source: RefSeq, a predicted model, not a curated record
AAAUCUCUAAAACCAUCUAGCUUAACAAAUCAUAUUAGAUUUCCUAGGUUCCCUAGCUCCCUGUGAAUUCGAUCCCUAAGUACUGCAACUCGACCUUUUAUUUGAGAGAGUAUAAAUUACUCCUUAGGGUAAUUUGAGUGGUAUCAAGCAGAAGAGGAAUCAAUAAAUCAUUUAUUUUUGAAUGUCCCCCGGUUGUCCAGGUAUGGGCUCUCUCAAAAAUCCCAUCGAAAAUCUAGCUUGUUUUACUACUAAAUCAAUUUUUCCAAAUAUGGAUCAUUUGUUUUGCAGGUUUCACCGCAAGUGGAUAAUUAUCAAUUUGCAUAUAUUUUAUGUACCAGAAAAGGACGAAACAACAUGGUUUUCACCAACAUCGAUACCAACCCUAGAGAUACUCUCCAAUUGGCAGAAACUAUAUCAACACUUUGGAUUGAGGCACACACAUCACUAACACAACGGGUCACCCAAACUAGAGAGGUGGAGUCAGAAACUUUACAUCACAUACCGGGGCCAUGGUUUUUACAGAUGGGUCGUGGAAUGAUUAGGACAAUUACUCGUGAAAAGGUUGGUAUAGUACAUCGGAAGGCUUUUAUGGGCUGAUGGGUGCAAGGAACAUGAGAGCCCGCCUUUCACCCCAUCAUUCGGAAUUAGAAGCCUCGUCUGGGCAAUGAAAAGCAUGAGGAACUUAAGACAGUUUCCUCGACUAGUGAAGAUGGUUUCGUAACCAGAAGAAUAGAUUGCCUUUGAUACUUAUUUGGAAGAUAUUCAGCUUCUCAAGGAGAAUUUCAAUCACUCAGAGUUCACACAUGUACCCUGGAUGCAGAAUUGAAGGACAGACAGUCUGGCACGAAAGGAAACAACCGUAUUUCGUCAAUUAACAGAGUUACCAAUUUGGUCAGCAGAAUCUUAUUUUUUGAGUUUGUCUAUGUUGAUAAGAAAAAAAAGACAUCACUUGUUAAGUUUUACUAAAUCUUAUCUUCAUGUGAGAACAAAGAAUCAGAUUACUACUUUUCUUAACCCCAAACUUGAUUCUUCGCUGAUUCUUGAUCUCCUUCUCCUCCCCAAACUCGUCCACUCUUACACGUUAAAGAUACCUUGAUAAUUGACUAUGGACUAUUGCUUUCUUUGUUUUAAAUUUGUUUCUAUGGCAUUUUCAGCCAAACAUCUAAUCCCAAAUUAGAAGAGACACAUACUUUUCUUUUUACUCUGUAAAAAAAUGGAAAGCAAAGAGCAAGAACUUCAAUCCCCACUCAGUAUGUGCGAACGAUUCUAUGAUUUAUUGGUGAAGUUAUUAGCCACGCAGGCUUUUAAGAAAGUAACUCUUGGCUAUCCAUUAAUACUUGGUGCAAUCGAACGACCGGAGAAAAAUUCUGAUAUUGGCUCUAACAUCAUCUGUGGUGUUGAAAACAUCAUGAAGAAAAAUGAAAUGUUAUCACUCAACGGAGAACAACUAGAGUUACGUCAACCAAAAGAAAAGGCUCCAAAAAAAAUUGUAAGUAUAAAGGAAGAAGUCGAUGAGAUACGAAUAAGUUCAAGGAGAAUUAAGAAGAAGACAUCCAAAGGAAGUUUUGAAUCCUUCCAGCAUGAGGUUAUGUCUCUAAAACCAUUGAAAUCAAUUCUGAGGAAGGAUUCAGAAGGGAAAAACAACAUAUGACCACAUAUUACUGGAUUUGUAGUACGAAAUAUCUGUUAACGUAACGUAGAAAUAAAUAUGAGUCGUGAGUAUGACUGAUAUGUAAAAGAAAGUACCGGGAAUGACACUGUGUAUUAUAAUAUAUUUAUAGUCAUACACUAUGCCUUUUUAUAGAGAAACCAGCAGCAAUAACUUUUAAACAAUUUUACAAAUAAAUGUAUAAACAUAUGAGUUAUUCUUGGGUUCACUCCCUAUGGUAGGUUCACCAACC